AAAAUUUGUUAAAAAGUUAUAAAACAACAUUUGUCAUGAGUUACCCCAAAAAACUGCGUUCUGAAAAACCAUUUGCUUACAAAAACUCGCAUUAAACUGUUCACGGUAUAACUCUAGGUGUUCCUCAAGGAUCUUAACGCGGGCCAAUUUUUGACAUAUAAAACGCGAAAAACAAACGAAUAAACAGUGAAUAUUAUAAAAACUGGUGUAUGAGUGUAUUAAGUGUACAUUAAAUCAUCAAAAAGUGUGUUAAAUUUUUUUUCAAGUGUGUUAAACAAUUAAGAAAGCGUAACUCAAAAUUUUACAAGUGGGUGUUUUGUCUUUUCAAAAUGAGUUUCUUCAGUUCCCUUCAACAAUAUGUUGCCAGUGGCGUCGCAGGAUUGGGUUUAAGCCCCAGAAGGUUUUCUUUGAGUCGACAAGAUUCCACAGAAGGUGAAAAAACUUCUGGAAGUCCUGGAAGUCGGAGUGGGUCUACUGGAAGUGCGCACGCCCAUGUACAAGGUUUCCCAAAAGUAGUACCGCCUCCAGGAACCACCGUGACGGGUCUCGGCCGCCGAACCGCCUCCUGCGAAACAGCCUCCCAAGGUUCGCCUCUCCGAUGCGGCGAACUCCACCAGCGCGGAGGCUCUUUCAGAAGGCCUCCUUCUGGAACUUCCCUGGGAGGCUCUCAGAUGCAGAGCGGCCUCCAAUCGGGACAGAUGGGAGGCCAAAAUUCAGCUUCACCUUCUUUGCCUCCAUUGGCGUUUUGUAAACGGAGACUUUCUUGGCCUGAGGUUCAGCAACAGAGCACUUCGGGUGUUCAAGACACCGAUGGCGGUUUCUUCGAAGCCUUCACCGCCCUUUCCUGGAAACACAUAAGAAUGAAACAGCACAAAGAGCCUUUUGGAAUGUCCCCAGAAAAACAUUACAGAUUGCUAAAUGUUGCAUCUGAAGAAAAACCACCAAUUGUUGUCUUAAGUGUAGUUGUCUUGGAAGCUGAUGGACUUGAAGCCAAAGAUGCAAAUGGAUUCUUUAGAUGA
Molecule: messenger RNA, 1019 nt
Organism: Ctenocephalides felis (cat flea)
Lineage: Eukaryota; Metazoa; Arthropoda; Insecta; Siphonaptera; Pulicidae
Exons: 6
Coding region: 330-1019 (229 amino acids)
Source: RefSeq, a predicted model, not a curated record